Messenger RNA from Pseudomassariella vexata, 1281 nucleotides. RefSeq names its product B-cell receptor-associated protein 31-like-domain-containing protein. Lineage: Eukaryota; Fungi; Ascomycota; Sordariomycetes; Amphisphaeriales; Pseudomassariaceae. Gene Ontology annotation, cellular component: endoplasmic reticulum membrane; endoplasmic reticulum. The record is from RefSeq and is a predicted model, not a curated record. The coding region runs from base 201 to 836 and encodes 211 amino acids. Gene Ontology annotation, biological process: endoplasmic reticulum to Golgi vesicle-mediated transport; intracellular protein transport. The transcript has 3 exons.
CGACCACACCUGAAAUUCGCAACAAUUACGUAGCUCCACGACAACUGGCCACCUUUGAUCUUCCACAAGAAAACCAACUACAAAACCUCGCGAACCGCAACCCGCCAACCUUCUUCGUCUCUGCAUCACGCGAGAGUUCUGCACUCUAUUUAAUUUCCCACUUUACCGCAGUAUCUCGGCAGCUGAGAAACAUCCUCAAGAUGACGCUCUACUACACUCUCGUAUUCCUGCUCCUCGUGGCGGAGAUGGCACUCUUCAUGCUGCUUGUUCUCCCCCUGCCCUUCACCAUCCGACGCAAGAUGUUCAACUUCAUUUCGGAGAACCCUAUUAUAGCAAAGCUACAAUACGGCCUCAAAAUCACCUUCAUAUUCAUCCUUAUCCUCUUCGUCGAUAGCGUCAAUCGCGUCUAUCGUGUGCAAGUCGAGCUAGCGGCCGCCACCGAGGGCUCCAAGGGCAACGCGUCUAUCAUGGGUCACGAGCGCCUCGAGGUGCAGGCCCGCAAGUUCUACUCACAACGCAACAUGUACCUGUGUGGCUUCACCCUGUUCCUGUCGCUGAUCCUCAACCGCACCUACUCCAUGAUCCUUGAGGUGUUGCGUCUGGAGGACAAGGUCAAGCAGUAUGAGGGUACCGACAAGAGAACCAAGGACUCCGAAAAGCUGGCUGUCGCUGGUGACGCGGGUGAAAUUUCGCGCCUCAAGAAGGAGAUCAAGCGCAGGGAUGUCGACAUUGAGACGCUGAAGAAGCAGUCCGAGAGUCUCCAGAGAGAAUACCACGAUCUCUGUGAGAAGUACGGCGAGACGCAACCCCCUGCUGGCACUCGCAAGGACAGAUAGGGUAGUCCCUCGGGCAACGUCCAAAUGGACGGGACAGAUGAGGGGUCGGACACGUCCAGCUGGGACCGUCUCUCCGAUGACUUGGUCAAGUCAGAACGUUGACUAGGCUGGUCGACACAAAAGGACAUGGUCGCAUGUCACUCAUGGCAGCGUAUGACGGAGUUUGCUGUCCAGACGGGGUAGCAGGCAGUGAUGUGCCUAAUGGCAAGGAAAAACAGGGCGUACCGGAAAUAACGGAACGGUUCGUUGUCAUUCUUGACUCUGAAGGGGAUAAUUUCGCGGACCGGGGUCCUUGAUAGCAUACAUCAUUGGCGGCCCUGGUAGGACAAAAACUAUAUCUUAGGAGUUCCUACGACGAGUGUUAUUUUAUGACCAUUCUGAGCCAUUUCGACCCCCACACAACCAACUUACAUCACUAGCAAUACCAUUUUUCGUACAUUUCGCA